AAAUCAACCAAAGAACAUUCCGUUUAAAACCUUCUUUACUCGGUUCAAGAUCCUCACUUUCCCAGAUGUUUCCAAUCUCACUUUCCCGGAAAAUAUUUUUCGUUUAAUUAUAACCAAAGAAAGAAACUGUCCACUUGUCACCAAUUUGACUCCCCUCUCCUCUUCCCUUCUUCUGUUGAAUCUGGCAACCCAUUUGACCAUUCUUCACCUGCCGCUUUCUAUCUAGCAGCCUGCCAUCCAUUAUAAAGCAAAAGAAACAAAGAAAACAAAAGGAAAUAAAAACUAUCAGGGAAAGUAAAGGAACGGGAAAAUGAAUGAUUUGUUUUCUGGAUCUUUUUCUCGCUUCCGUAGCGAAGAUGCGUCGCCGGACCACCACGUUAUCCAGAUGUCCGAAACACCGUCCGCCGGUGGUGUCAAUCUCAAUAAGUUCUUUGAAGAUGUUGAGUCUGUUAAAGACGAGUUAAAAGAAUUAGAGCGACUCAACCAGUCUCUGCAAUCUGCUCAUGAACAGAGCAAGACUAUACACAAUGCUAAAGCCGUCAAGGAUUUGCGGUCGCGAAUGGAUGCUGAUGUGGCACAGGCGUUGAAGAAGGCUAAGUUCAUCAAGGUUAGGUUAGAGGCGCUGGACCGUUCCAACGCUGCUAAUCGGAGUCUGCCUGGCUGUGGACCGGGGUCUUCAUCGGAUCGGACUAGAACUUCUGUGGUCAACGGGUUGAGAAAGAAAUUGAAGGAUUCGAUGGAGAGUUUCAAUAGUUUGAGGGAGAAGAUAUCGUCGGAGUAUAGAGAGACUGUACAGAGAAGGUAUUUUACGGUGAACGGUGAAAAUCCCGAUGAAAGAACACUAGAUCGCUUGAUCUCUACAGGUGAGAGUGAGACAUUUCUCCAGAAAGCAAUUCAAGAACAAGGGAGAGGAAGGGUUUUGGAUACAAUUAAUGAGAUACAAGAGAGGCAUGAUGCAGUCAAGGAAAUGGAGAAGAAUCUCAAGGAGUUACACCAAGUGUUUUUAGACAUGUCAGUAUUGGUGGAAGCUCAAGGUGAGCAAUUAGAUGAUAUUGAAAGCAAUAUGCAGAGAGCUAAUUCCUAUGUCCGCACCGGAGCCCAGCAGUUGAAUACGGCCAGAGUUUUACAGAAGAACACCCGGAAAUGGACUUGCUAUGCUAUCAUUAUUUUGCUGGUUAUAAUCUUGUUUGUGGUAUUGUUCACUGUCAGACCAUGGGAGAACAAUGGGGGAGGGGGUGGAGGAGGUGGCGGCAAUGCACCAGCUACUCCUCAGAUUCAACCUCCUCCUCCUCCACCGCCGCCGCAGGCUUAGGUUUUCAUAUGUUUAUAGAUUUAUAUAUGGUGAUUAUAUGCAUAUAUGUUAUUUUUUUUGGAAUACUUGUUAGUUUGAAACUUGAGAUUGAUUGAUUUUUUUGUCUGAAUAUUUCUUGAUUGAUUUUUCUU
Jatropha curcas is the source of this 1443-nucleotide messenger RNA. It is a transcript of the gene SYP122, whose product is annotated as syntaxin of plants 122. Gene Ontology annotation, biological process: vesicle fusion; intracellular protein transport; exocytosis. The record is from RefSeq and is a predicted model, not a curated record. Gene Ontology annotation, molecular function: SNAP receptor activity; SNARE binding. Gene Ontology annotation, cellular component: SNARE complex; plasma membrane; endomembrane system. Lineage: Eukaryota; Viridiplantae; Streptophyta; Magnoliopsida; Malpighiales; Euphorbiaceae.